Heteronotia binoei (common prickly gecko) is the source of this 1193-nucleotide messenger RNA. It is a transcript of the gene GDF10, whose product is annotated as growth differentiation factor 10. The record is from RefSeq and is a predicted model, not a curated record. The coding region runs from base 1 to 1176 and encodes 391 amino acids. Gene Ontology annotation, molecular function: growth factor activity; cytokine activity. Gene Ontology annotation, biological process: SMAD protein signal transduction; BMP signaling pathway. Gene Ontology annotation, cellular component: extracellular region. The transcript has 3 exons. Lineage: Eukaryota; Metazoa; Chordata; Lepidosauria; Squamata; Gekkonidae.
AUGCGGGCCCUCUACGCGCGCUCCCGUCGGGGAGGAGGCCGCCUGCCGGCCGGAGCCAACACGGUGCGCGGCUUCCCCGCCAGGCGCGAAAUUCUAGGUCGAAAGCGCCUGUACUGCUUCAACCUGACAUCUCUGCAAGACUCAGAGUUGAUUCUGGCGGCCACCUUCCACUUCUUUUCUGAAAAAUGCGGCCAGCAUCACAGGGCCCUUUGCAGAUGCUCAGAGAACUCAGCCUGCCACCUUCUCCACUCGCCACCGGUGUCGUGGCUCAACGUGGUCUUCCACAGUUUCGGAGAGAAUUCGGCCUACGGGCAACUCAAGGAGAAAGUUGCCAUAUUCCCUCACCGGCAGGAGGCCUGGCUGGCGAAGGACAUCUCACACGCCAUCAAACGUUCGAGGCAGUUUGGGAAGCUUCUGUGUGCUGAGCUUGACGUGGGGAGGAAGUACCACAGCGUCUCUGAGGAACCCGCCUCCCACUGGCCGUACAUCCUGGUCUAUGCUGAUGACUUAGCGAUAGCCGAGCCCAACAGUUUGGCCCUUUCCCUCCAGAGGUACGACCCGUUCCCUUCCGCCGAGAGCCUUUUGCUCAAUGCUUCUACAAACACCCGUACGAAGAGGGGCGUGCACCUCUCUGUAUCUGUCCAGAACAACGAGUUGCCGGGGACUGUGGAUAACGGGAACGAGUAUCGUGAACAGGACUUAUGGAGAACCACAUACAAGUCCCUCAAAUCCAAAGCCUCGCACAGAGACCGGAAGGGGAAAGGGCAGGAGCACGCCGAGGCGCUUCCCGAGUCUCAGGUGCUCAAUUUUGAUGAAAAGACCAUGAGGGAAGCUCAGCGGCAGCAGUGGACGGAACCGACAGUUUGCUCCAGAAGAUACAUGAAAGUGGACUUUGCUGAUAUCGGCUGGAAUGAAUGGGUUCUCGCUCCGAAAUCUUUUGACGCCUAUUACUGCGCAGGGAGCUGCAAGUUCCCAAUGCCCAAGAUCGUGCGGCCAUCGAACCACGCCACGCUCCAGAGCAUUGUGCGAGCCGUCGGGAUCAUUCCGGGCAUACCAGAGCCUGCCUGUGUCCCCGACGCAAUGAACUCCCUCAGCGUUCUCUUCCUUGACCAGAGCUACAGCAUUGUGUUGAAGGUCUACCCUAAUAUGUCUGCGGACAGCUGUGCCUGCCGAUAGACUGCUUCAUCUCUCUC